AGAGAUGGUUUCCUCUCCAAGCAAACACUCACUUAAAGGUGAUGGUGUUGCAAAAGUACUUGGUCCAGAACGUCCAGGACGGGUAAGAGGUCUUGGUUUCUGUGCGACUCCUUCAAAGUUGAAUGCUUUGGUGCACAAUCAUAACUUGCAAACUCAAGUUCAAGAGUUGAGGGAUGAAAUUAAAGAAUUAAGAGCUCUGUUUCAAGUGAAGAGUAAAAGUACUGAACAAGAAGAUAAUUCUAGAGGCAGAAGCUUGAAUGGUUUAGAUAACCUUCAAAAUAAGAAGUGCAAAUUGUUAUCUUGGUUUGGGAAAGCUGAUAUUGUUGCAAAAGGUGAAAUUGCAUCAACAAAUCCAAAUGAUCUAGUGCAUCAUGUACCCCUUGGUAAUGAAUGUUAGAGAGUUUGGGUUAAUGAAGUGAUCAAUAAUGUUAGCUUAUAUCAUCCCACGCGUGAGCUUUUUCUUCUGGAAGAUGCAUUAGGAAGUACAAUUGCAUGGCCAAGUAGGUAUAUCGAAGUGGAUUCGCUGUAAUCACAACGAAGGUAUGCUUAACUUCUUUUCUAUUUUAAUUCUAUUUACCUUUAUGUUCGGUCUCUA
This is a messenger RNA of Olea europaea var. sylvestris, 595 nucleotides long. RefSeq lists its product as uncharacterized. The transcript has 2 exons. The coding region runs from base 5 to 397 and encodes 130 amino acids. The record is from RefSeq and is a predicted model, not a curated record. Lineage: Eukaryota; Viridiplantae; Streptophyta; Magnoliopsida; Lamiales; Oleaceae.